Molecule: messenger RNA, 927 nt
Organism: Rhizophagus irregularis DAOM 181602=DAOM 197198
Lineage: Eukaryota; Fungi; Glomeromycota; Glomeromycetes; Glomerales; Glomeraceae
Source: RefSeq, a predicted model, not a curated record
AUGACGGGCACAAGCCCCACAACAUCCAGACAUCAUAAAUCCGAAGGCAGAGACCCUAAGAAAAAAACUUCGUUCCUCCAAAGCCCGAGCGACACAAUUACAAUCGAGCGCCAUUAUAAAGAUGCAAAUAAUUCUCAAAUUAAAAAUCCUCUCAAAAUUGAUGAAAAAUAUGGAUUUUUAAUAGUACUUAAAAGUCUAAACGACUCGUCAAAUAUCAAUGAGGAUUUCUUAAACGAGUGGAAAUUACAUUUACAAUGUCAGCAUGAAAAAUAUUUAUUUGGUACUGCGUUUACUCCAAUACUUGGAAUAACGCAGGAUCCAGAUACAUUAAAUUACAUGAUCUUAAUGGAAUAUUUACCUAAUGGUAGUUUAAGAGAUAAUUUGUUGAUAAAAAAAUAUAAUCCAAAUGAUAAAUUUAAUAAUUUACAUUAUAUUUCAAGACAGCUAAUGGCUAUUCAUAAAUUAAAUCUAGUUCAUGGAGAUUUUCAUAAUGGAAAUAUACUUCAAGCUAAACCUUUUUUAUUUAUUAGUGAUUUCGGAUUAUCUAAACCAGUUAAUCAAACUAAUAUAAAAGAUGAAAUAUAUGGAAUUCUCCCUUACAUGGCACCAGAAGUAUUACGUGGUAAACCUUACACAAAAGCUGCUGAUAUUUAUAGUUUUGGAAUUAUUAUGUGGGAGAUGACAUCAGGCGUUCCAGCAUUUCAUAAUAUUCCUCAAGAUUUAAAUCUUUCUUUAAAUAUUUGCAGAGGUAUUAGACCAGAAAUUAUAGAAGGAACUAUGCCUGAAUAUGUUGAAUUAAUGAAAAGAUGUUGGGAUAAUAUCCCUGAAAAAAGACCAACUGUUGAUGAAGUUGAAUAUAUUUUUGGAAAAUGGGAUACUACAUAUCCAAUGGAAGGGGAAGAAGAAAGAAUACAAUGUUCCUGGUAA